Molecule: messenger RNA, 13950 nt
Organism: Scophthalmus maximus (turbot)
Lineage: Eukaryota; Metazoa; Chordata; Actinopteri; Pleuronectiformes; Scophthalmidae
Gene: sacs2
Product: sacsin
Exons: 8
Coding region: 193-13119 (4308 amino acids)
Source: RefSeq, a predicted model, not a curated record
GUCCGACGAAACGACCACUGGGUCUCACACCCUUCUGCCCCGGGCUCCUUCCGAGCUCAAGUUCAGUUUCGUUUCGCACCAAAGCGUCUGUGCCGCUGAAAGCGAAGAGAGACGCGUCCGGCAGGGAGCGUCCGGCAGGGAGCGUAUAAAGGGCCACGCCAGGGAUGAAACGUCCUUCUUCCCUUCCAACUGAUGCGACCCGUCGACCGACAUGCUCCAGCCUCCAGCACAGACAGGAUGAUGAGUCUGAAGACAAAGAGAAAAGCUCGGACGUCCUUUGGGGCAACGGCUCCGCCCUUCAUCGACUACCUGAAAGAUAUUCUAGGGAGAUAUCCAGACGGUGGACAAAUUCUGAAGGAGCUGAUUCAAAAUGCAGACGAUGCUCGAGCCACAGAAGUGGUUUUCAUCCACGAUGAGAGAAGCUACGGGACCGAGAGCCUUUGGACUGACGAACUGGGAAAAUACCAAGGUCCUGCUCUCUAUGCCUACAACAAUGCCGCGUUCACGGACGCCGACUGGGAGGGAAUUCAGAGGGCAGGGAGGAGUGACAAGCGCAAUGACCCGGACAAAGUCGGGAGGUUUGGAAUCGGCUUCAACUCUGUUUACCACACAACAGAUGUGCCAAGUAUAUUCAGUUCAGUUCACCUUGGCUUGAUGGACCCCCAAGAAAAAAUAUUUGGAGAGAGAAAUGGAGGUUUCCUGUGGUCUUUGGAUGACCCGGAACACCAAGAAGCUCUGAUGAUCAUGCAUGAUCAGUUCCAGCCCUUUCGUGAUGUGGUUUCACUUGUUAGCGAACGGAAGUGGUCAGAAGUUGUCCUGGAGGAUCAGUUCUUUGAUGGCACAAUUUUCAGAUUCCCUUUGCGCAAUGAGGCAUCCGAAAUUUCCGAUAAUCUGUAUGACUCUGACAGGGUGGUUGAGCUUUUCAGUAGCUUCAUUGCAGACGCAGACUUGAGCCUCCUGUUCCUCAAAAAUGUGACCUCUGUGUCAUUGGUACACAUUGACGUGCAUGGCACCGUUAACACCAGACUUAAGGUGCAGUCCUCAUUCCCCACAAAUGACGUUUUGGAGUCAAACGACGCGUCAGUCACUGAGGCAUCGACGAGGUUCAAAGUGAUAACCCUCCACUCAGAUGUCCACAAAGAAACAAAGUGGCUUGUGACAACGUGUACCAUGAGAGAAGGCAACGUAGACGAUCUUGAUUCACUCGCAAAAAAGUUGAGCUUUUCCCCUCAAGUUGACCUGGCGUUCCCUUGUGGUGAGCAGAGAGACUGCAGGGAGACCAGACUGAGCUGCUUUCUCCCCCUCCCAAACAACGAGUCCAACAAGACAGGACUUCCGGUUUAUGUCAACGCAUGCUUUGGUCUCUCAGACAACAGACGACUCAUCAAGUGGCGAGAGGAAGACCAGAAACACGAUGAACAUGCUGUAUGGAAUGAACUGCUGAUGAAGGAGGUGCUCCCACGGGCAUAUCUCACCCUCAUUCAAGAUGCCAUCAAACUUGCCCAACAGUCUGUUCUUCCCGUCCGCUCCGUGUACGAUUUGUGGCCAGAUAUUGCCCGGAUACAGCGCAAAGACAAAUGGUAUGCCAUUGCUCUGGAUGUUCUCAGUCACUUGUUCAAACAGAAUGUGGCUGUCCUCUCUCUUGCAAAAGAUGAACGAAAGUUUAUCACUGCGUCAGAAGCCGUGUUCCCCUGUAACGGUCCAACGAGCCCAGAAAUGUUGGCCGCCAUUCAAAGGACUUUGGUUUCCUGUGGAGAAAAUCUCGUCACGUUACCAGGAAGCGUUGCAAGAGCUAUAAAUGAGGCUUGUCCAUACAUCAGCACCCUGAAACACGUGACUCCAGCUUUCGUAAAGGACAUCCUCCGCAGGAUUGGCGUGCAUGACAUCUCUAAAGACGACAGACUCCGUCUCUUGGAGUACAUUUUGAGUGAUGGAGAAUACGGAGAACUUGAGGGUCUUCAGCUGCUUCCGCUCAACGAUGGCUCCUUCAGGUCUUUCACCAACAGAGAGGAGGACACUGCUUUAAUCGACAGCAAUGAAUUUCCGAGAUCUUUGCUGCCGUGCUGCAAACACCUCUUCAUCCCAGACGAUCUCAGUCCAACCUGCAUCACCCACCUGAGUGAACUGGCCAGAAAAAAUUUAUACAAGGUCAUUAACAUUGGUGCGGACCAUGUGGCUGAAUAUACAAGGAGGUAUUUGCCACAGGACUGGCAGCAGACGACGACGGGACUUGUUGCCUGGAACAUCGGCAGCAGUCAACAUCCACCUUUGGAGUGGCUUCAAGAAUUCUGGAAAUUUCUCAGCACUCACUUCAAAGAGUUAAGUCGUUUCACUGGAAUACCAUUAAUACCAGUCAGCCCACUGUCUGUCAGUCAGGUUGUAUCACUGGCACAACUACAGCAGAACACAUCCCUCAUUUCUCAGAAACGCAAAAUGAUUAGCCUGCCAGAUCAGAUAGCUCAGUUGGUGAACAAAGCCAGUGGCACAGUGGUGAGAGGAAACGAGUGGCUCCAGCACGUAGACCUAGACUCGUAUGUGCUGUGCCCAUCUCCGAGGAGCGUUGUGAAAGUGUUGGUGAAUUUAGAUUCCCAGCAUCUCAUCGGAGAAGUCAAGUCGGCCUCUCACACAGCACGAGAAGAACUGAAAGAUUAUCUCUCUCGUCUGGAUUCCCUCUCGAGGUGUGAGAAAGAUUUACUCUCAAAGUUACCUCUUUUUCAGACCAUGAAAGGAGUGUAUUCUGCAGCUCAAUCAAAACAGGCUUUGCUUUUAACUUCUGGUUUAACAGUACCAACAGAGCUCCCUAUGCCUGAUUCAGUUGUACAGUGUGCCACUGAGGCCGAUCACAGAUUGUUACGGCUGCUCAAAGUUAAUCUGUUACACACAGCUGAAGCAGUCAAUCUCCUCAUUGACUGUAUUCAGAAGGGCUCUUGCAGCAAAGAAGAAACUGAGAAAAUCAUGACUUGGAUUUUACAGCAUGGAAAUGUCCUUUUCUCUCAGAAUCAGACCUUGAAACGCAGAUGUAAGGACCUCGGCUUCAUUGAAGUGAAUGGAGAGCUGAAAAAGGCCUCAAGCUUUUUCGACCCAAGAAUUCAAAAUUUUACAGUCAUUUUUGAGUCACACUUCUUCCCCCCGCGUCCGUACACUCACACAGAGCAAAUGCUUGAAAGCCUAACAGAUCUUGGAUUGCUGUGUAAAGAGGUAGACGUGUCACCUCAGCAUUUGUUGCAUGCCGCCACACUGAUCGACAAAAUGCAUGUUGAAUCUCAAGCUGAGGCUCAGAAAAGAGCUCAGGUGCUCUUGAAAAUGUUGGAUGCCAAUGAUCUACUGUCCAAGUUUUCGAGCGAGCAGCUCAAACGCCUAAAAAUGCUAAAAUGGGUCCCAUGUGAUCAACCUGGCAAUGACCAACAUCAGGGAAGUUGUUUCUUCUGCCCAGAUGAAAUAAGACAUUCUGCGUUCAAGGACAUUGUUGGACAUGUAAUGCCUCUGGUGGGAGACCUCAGUGACAGAGUGAGCAACAAACUUGGUCUCAAAGGCCGACCCCCACCUGAAAAAGUGAUGGAGAAUUUAUCAGUCUUGACAUCCAAAGCACAGGAAAUGAACGAUCCUGACACAGAUGUGGAUUUCAAGACGGAGCUGCGUAGCAUUUACAGACACAUGCAAGAUUACAUCUCUGAAUUUGCACCAAUGAUAAAUGAGGACACACGCUGGCUUUGGAGCCACAACAAGUUUGUUUCACCAAAGGAUCUGGUUCUCGACUACCCACAUAAUCUAGACCUGAGCUCUUACAUUGGGAAGGUGCCAAGUGAAUUUCUGUCAUACAAGAAGUUGCUCCGGAAUUCAGGCCUGAGGACACUGAUUUCAGAUGGAGAAGUAAUUGGCAUUCUUCAUUCUAUCCAGCAAAAUAUUGAAGGAAGGCAAGAGCCAUUUGCAAGUUCCUCCGAGGUAAAAGUGUCAAUAGAGAUUCUUAACUGGCUGUGGAGAGAGAAGAAGGCAGUUAAGGAUGACAUCCCGGUACCAGUCAUCUUAGAGGGUGAGCAAUAUACGCUGAAACCAAGGUCAACAGCAGUCUUCUGUGAUGUGAGCAAAGGUGGGUUGAAAGAGCUCAAGUGCAGCCUGGAGGAAGUUCAUGUCAUACAUGAUGAAAUCCCAAAAGCAACGGCUGAGUGGUUAAACAUCCAGUUUCUCAGCACUUUCAUCCUCAAUCCAGAGUUAGUGGGGAUAGAACAGUGUGGACAAUCUGAGCCAAUAACAACAAGGAUUAAAAACAUUCUUAAGGAAUAUGAUGAAGAAAGUGACAUCUUCAAAGAGCUCAUUCAAAAUGCAGAAGAUGCUGGAGCAGAGGUCUGUAAAUUCUUGGUGGAUUUCAGAGUACACAAAGAUGCUCCUGAAAGUCUCAUUGACCCCAACAUGGCACUGUGUCAAGGACCUUGUCUCUGGGCUUUUAAUAAUGAGCAGUUCACAGUUGAGGACUGGGAAAAUAUUGUCAGAGUCGGCUCUGCCUCGAAAGAAAACAAGGUGGAAAAAAUUGGAAAGUUCGGACUUGGAUUCAAUACUGUGUAUCAUGUGACAGAUGUUCCCUCCAUCCUUAGUGGCAACAGUCUCCUCAUAUUUGAUCCAAAUGUAACUCACCUCAAAAAGCACAUCAAGCACAAAACAAAUCCUGGAAUCAAACUGGAUCUCUCUCAGCAGCAUCUUUUUCACUGCUUCCCUGGUCAGUUUGGACCGUAUGAACGCAUCUUUGAUUGUAAUUUCAGCAGACAAAGUCCCCCUGAACCCUUUCCAGGUACUCUGAUCAAACUACCUUUCCGAACUGAGGAAGAGGCUCUCAAGUCAGAAAUAAGCACGAAAGUGUAUCACAAACACAACAUCAUCACUUUUCAACAGCACUUAACUAAGAAUUCGCAAACCCACCUGCUUUUUCUGAAGAAAGUCAAUGCAUUGUCUCUACAAAGUGUCCCUCACAUUGUAUCAACUCCGCCAAGAGACGAUGAAAUAGAAACCGUCCUCACCAUCUCCAAAACCACCGUGAGUGCAAUGACGAUUCCCGAUGAAGCCUGUGUGUCGAAGCAACGUCAAGCUGAGGAAUCAUUGAUGAAACUUGAUGGAAAAUGUAAAGAGGUCAUUGACUCCAGCACAGCCAACGUUGUCCAGAUCACCAGUCAGCAGUCGGGUGUAACUGAAGUACAGUCCUGGCUCCUGUACAACUGCUUUGGGACACGUGAGUCUUUGAAAAUGGCCCUUCAAGGAAACAAGAAAGCCAAGUUCUUUUUGCCCAUUGGGGGCAUUGCUGUACCGUUGCAAAAUAAUCCCAAAACCGGGAAACUGACCUCAUUACAAACGGAUCUCGUUGGACAGGCAUUUUCCUUCCUUCCUCUUUCCAUUCACACAGGUCUUCCAGUUAAUGUCAAUGGUACUUUUGCUGUGACGAGCAACAGAAAAGGCCUGUGGGAGAGUGGGGUGAAAAAUGACUGGAACAAAGCUCUCCUCCGGGAUCCGGUAGUGACAGCAUAUGUCACGACACUCUUGACACUAAGGAAGAUGUCUGAAAACAAGCAACUUGAAGAUUACUGUUACCACACCUUUUGGCCCGACAGAGAGAAAGUGAGUGAAACCUUCAAGCCCUUGGUGGAUGCGUUUUACUCCACCAUUGCCCAGCAAUCCAUUGGUCCAGAGCUCUUUAGUGAUGGAGACCAUUGGUGCUCAAUGAACACUGCCAUAUUUCUACAUGAGAGCAUUGAAGAGGAUAAGGAGAUCAGUGCACUUGCAGUGCAGGUGUGCAAGAAAUAUGCAAAACCACAAAACAAUGUUGUUCAUCUUCCACUGUGGAUGAAAAACAGCUUCAAACAGGCAGGCCUGGAAAAGGCUUUACAGGACAGAACAUGGAACUGGGAGAGGUUUUACCAAGAAGUGGUGUUUAACAACCUUGGUACGAUUGAACCUGUGAGCAGAGAUUCUCUUGUGCUCCAUGCUAUUGACCUUCAUGUCAAAGAAAUUGACAAUCUACUGGUCUGUUACCCAUGCAUCCCCACAACAGACGGACGGCUGCAGUAUAUCGAGAAACUUGUGAAUCCAUCAGGGAGAGUGGCCUCACUUUUUGAACCAGAAGAGGGACGUUUGCUUGGUGGGACAAAAAAAGAUUUUUGCUCCCCCGAAAGGAUUAAGCGCUUGCUGGAACUUGGAAUGGCCAGCGAUUAUCUCCCAUUGAAAGAAAUCACAGAAAAAGCAGGCUCAAUCACCAAAACCUGGAGCACCGACAGAAAGAAAGCAUAUGGGCAGUUGAAAUGCCUUCUUGAAGUCAUGAAAUAUCACAUGAACGACACAGACUCCCUCCAGUGGGAAACACUGAGGAUGACUGAAUUUCUUCCAGCGUUGUCACCCGGUGAUAUGAAAAUGGAAAUAAAUGUAACACUUCGAAGGCCCACUGAUGUUUUCAGUGACAAAUGCCCCCUACUUGUGAACAUGACACAACCCGUGCUGGAUCAUACCAAUCUGAAUAUACACAACACUGAUCCGGUCCUACAGAUUUUGGGAGUUCGUGACAGUCCAAGGCCAGAGACAGUGCUUCAGCAGCUUCAAGAAACAUGCAAGCAAUCCCAAUCCACUGACAGACCUGUGUUUCACAAAAUAGCAUUCGAGUGCUACAAGUUUCUGGAUCAGUGGCUCAGCGAUUCUGGGGAUCCCGCUUUUAUUUCACAGAGCGCACAUUCAUUCCCUUUCAUUCUUGUUGGCAGUACAUUUGUAAAUGUGAACUGUGUGGCUGAAAAUGAACAGUUUGAAGCAAAACCCUACCUCCACAUGCUACCACCUGCCUUCACGAGUUUCAAGAAACUCUGGGAAAGCAUAGGUGUUGAAAAAAAAUACACAGUCAGUCAGUUUGAAACUGUCCUCCAGGAUUUGCACCAUCGACAUGGAAAGAAGCCCCUGCCAGAGAAGGAUCUAUCAAUGUGCCGCACAAUUUUAAACAAGGGGAUAUAUGAGGCCAAAGAGAAAACAACAGGUGACUGUCUGAUACCCAAUGAACAUGGCAUUUUACAACCUGCAAGUGAGUUGUUUUACAAUGACAGUCCAUGGAUGCCAGUGGUUUCUGGUGUCACGUUAUGCCACGAGGAUAUCUCACGUGCUAUGGCUUGCUACUUUGGAAUAAAAACAACCAGGCAUCACACUUUACAAAGCCACAUAGCUGAGAACAUUUCCCCAUUUGCAUUUGAAUUUGCACAGCAGGAGCAACUAACAGUUCGAAUCAAAAACAUCAUUUCAGCCUAUCCAUCAAAGAAGGAUAUUCUUAAAGAGUUAAUCCAAAAUGCUGACGAUGCAGAGGCCACAGAAAUUCACUUUGUGUGGGACAAACGACAGCAUGGCAAAGAGAAAACAUUUGGGGACAAGUGGAACCAUCUGCAGGGCUCAGCGCUGUGUGUGUUCAACAACAAGGUGUUUUCUGACGUUGACCUGGCUGGCAUUCAGCAGCUGGGAGAAGGAGGAAAGCACAACUCUCCAGGGAAGACAGGGAAAUAUGGUGUCGGGUUCAACUCUGUUUACCAUUUGACUGAUUGCCCCUCAAUCCUCACUGGAGAUGAAUUUCUGUGCAUUUCUGAUCCCAAUCAAAAAUACAUUGAACAUCAUUCAGGCAAACCACUUGUUGGUAUUGGCUACAAACUAGCUGACAAAUUCAAGGAAAUGUACGUGGACGUCUACAAAUCCUUUCUUCCAGAACAGUUUCCCCUUAAAGAUGGCACCAUGUUCAGAUUACCUCUGAGGAUGGGUACUAUGGCAAACGGCUCUAAAAUAUCAGAGCAGGGAGUCACGGACCGUGACAUGGAAGAGCUGUGCUCUGCCCUCUCUGAAGAUCCUGAAGGAUUGAUUCUCUUUCUGAAAAACAUCCGCAAAAUAAAAGUCCAUGAAAUCAACGCAUGUUCAGGAGAACUCAAGACCGUCUUUGGGGUUGACAAAAGUGUGCCGCAGACGAGCAGAGAAAAAGAGGAUGCGUUUGUUAACCUUCAACAACAAGCACUACAAUCUGACCAACCAGCGACACCGCACAAGGCGAUUUAUGAAACCACGAUUUCAACCUCAGAUAAAAGACAAAGUAAAUGGAUCAUUGCACAACAGUUUGGCUCAUUCAAAAACAGUGAUGGAAGAGAAGCAACAAUUCCAAACAAACUUCCCCAAGCAGCAGUAGCGGCACGUAUACAAAGUUUGGGCACAAGCUCAAAGUACGGAUGUACGAAUGAUGCUUGUAAGGAUUUUAAAGGAGAAGCCUUUUGUUCACUGCCUUUGCCAGGAACGACUGGACUGCCGGUGCAUGUUAAUGCAAACUUUGAGGUAGAUUCUUCAAGGAGAAACCUUUGGAAAGAGGAUGGGCAAAGUCUGAAAACUAAGUGGAAUGAAUCGUUGAAUCAGAGAGUCAUUGCCCCACUGUAUGCAGACCUCCUUCAUUACAUCAGCCAAAGCAUUGAAAAGAAAAAAGUCUCUGUUUCAUGUAUUGAGUCAUGCUUCAAUAAUUCGUACUUGUGUUUUUGGCCAACUGCAUCCAAAGAUGUCAAUCAGCACUGGCAUGAAAUGAUACACGAAGUUUACAGAUCAAUCAAAGAAAGAGGCCUUCACGUGAUUCCAGUGAUGAGGAGCUCAACAUGUGUACUCGCAGGCCGACCACUUAAGCAAUACUCUUUUGACUGGUGUGACAUGAGAGAAACUGAGGCAACAAAGGCACUUUACCUGUCAAAGUCGACAGACUCAGAAAAUUAUGAGAUCAGCCUUGUUUUGGAAGAUCUUGGAAUGAAAUUGGUCCCUACUUCAACUAAAAUGAAAGAAGUUUGGGAAAACUUCAAAUCCAUUGGUGUUGAGCUGAAGCGUGUGCAUCCUUCAACUGUACGGACCUUCCUGAAAGAAAAACCUCUCAAUGACCCAACUCAAACAGAUGAAGCAUUACCUCUGCCCAUAACUUCCACUCUGAUCAGAGAUGAGAGGAGGUGUUCAGAGCUCUUGAGAUUCUGCUUAAAAGAUCCUUCCCUAAAAAAAAAGGUUUCGGGGGAAAAUUCCCGUUUACUCGAUGGGCUUCCACUUCUUCUCACAGGAGAUAAAGUUCUGAGAAUGUUUAACUCCAGAUCUCCCAAGCUGGUAUCAGGAUAUCAAGGCCUGUUCCUUGACUGCAAGGACCAAUUUGCAGACUUUCGGACCAACUUAGAGCACAUGGAUGUUCUACAAAGAUUUAACCUGGUCAAAAAUCUGACAGUUCACUGUGCAGCGGAAUAUCUGAAGCCAUUAAUCCAGCAUCAUCUUCAAAGCUGUGAAGUUGAUUCACACAGUGGUCUCCAUGUCCCGAACCAGGCAAUGUUGACGUGGUUGAACUCACUUUGGAGGUUCUUGGAAAGUCAAAUUAAACCUACAGCUGCUAGUGGUGACGAACAGUCUGUGACAUUCAGUGAUGUGCGGCAGCUUUUCAAUGACUGCUCUAUUUUACCUGUUGUGUGUCCACGGCUAAACAACAAGCACCUCCUGCAAACGAUGAAAGACAUGCCCAGUGUGAUUCAAUUUGCCUCUGACAGGAACAUAUCAGGCAUCCUAAUCAAACUUGGUUUCAUGAGGCUCGACAAUGUAUUCUUCUAUGACAUGCUUUUCGAUAGACAGACACAUUUGUUUCUGCAGCCUGAACUCAUGGAUGUGAAUGAUACAAGCUCUGUGCUGGACCAGGUUUAUAACAUCAACCACUCUGAGUUUUCCCUGCUCUCCCCUGAAGACAAAAGAGAGCUCCAGAACUCCCUGCAGUCCGGAGUAUCCAAAGCCAAAGACAGUCAAGACUAUCAGAGAAAGCUCAAGUCUUUGCCAUUAUUUGAAACAAUAUGUGGGAAAACAGUGAGGAUCGAUGGACCUAAGGAGGUAUUUGUCCUCAAAAUCACACAUUUGAGCACUUUCCCAGAUUUGUUCACCCUGCCCGACAGCGACAACAUCUUCCUCAAAGACAGUCCCGAGAACUGCUCUCUGUCACAAUCCCUGAGCAUCAAAAUCCUGACUGAUAUGGAGUAUUUCAUGAGGUUCAUUCUGCCUGUUGCACACAAACUCACAGAGCGCCAGCUGCUCCACUGCUUCAAGCUCUUACUGUCACUGCAAGAUGAUUGCAAAUAUUCACAGUACAAGGAAAAGAUCAUCUCCUCAAUGAAGAGAGUGAAAUUCAUUCGCAAUUCCCAAGGCAAAUUGGACACGGCAUCAUACUACUUUGAUGACUGCAUGGAGCUGUACAAGAAAAUGUUGCCCCAAGAGAGAUUUGUGCCUGUGACCUUUUGGACUGAGUGUGGUUACGAAAAUCAAAUAAAAGCAAAUCAGCUGCUCAGAGAGCUCGGGAUGAAGCAUGUUGUAUCAAAAGAUGAGAUAAUAGCGUUUGCAUACCAGUUAGAAUCAGAAGCAAAAGGGAACUCUCCGCUUCAAGAGUUGAAAGAGAAAUCAUUGCUACUUUUCAAAACAGCCUUAGAAAAAGGGUGUAACAACGAAAAUGAAGAGGAAAAGUUGCUGGAGAGCAUUGCCGACAUCAAGUUCAUUUUUCCUGUGACAAUUCGAAAAGAACUGUGCAACUAUCACCAACCAUUUGCCGCUGAGAGAACUGCUGUUAAAAUCAGGAGCUCCCUGAUGGAUAUCAAUCGCAGCCAUCAAGACUUAAUUUGGUCUUCAAUGCCUAUUAUCCAUUUACCAGUUUAUCAGACAGAGGAGCUGCUGCAAAUGAUGAAAGAUGCAGGUGCUCAUGACCAACCACCAACACAGUGUGUAACCAGCAACAUCAGCAACAUCUGUCGGUCUCCCUGUAAAACUGACGAGUUGAUUAAAACCCGCGCUCGUGUGUUUCGAAGUUCCUACACCUACCUACAUGAAAAAGGGUUUGAAGAACAGCCACUGGCUGGUCUUCCUAUUGUGUUGGUUGAAAAUGAUAAAGAACUUGUGAGGACUGAUGAAGUGUCUCUCUCACUCCGCGACGACCAAGAGUUCAGACCAUAUUUGUACAAAAUUCGUCCGAAAGAUCUCUGUUUCAUGGACUUCUUCAAGAAAAUAGGCGUAAAGAAGGAACCAACUGCAGUGCAGUAUUGUAAUGUUCUGGCAGCAGUUUAUGCCGACACUUGUGAAAAAACGACACUCAACCCAAACCAACUUAAAACUGUGAAACGCGCUGUUCAGCAGUUGUUUGGGUUAAUCAAAGCUCAAGAGAACCAGUCCUUUCCUGAUGAGGUGGAGUCUUUGCAUCUUCCUGCAGUAGAUGGUAAAUUAUACCCGUCAUGCACAUUGUACUACAACGACACAACGUUUGAGCCCAAAAGGUUAGAAGAGGCAUUGGAGAACAAGUUCUUGAUGCUCGAGAAACUCAGUGAAUAUCAUUUGGGCAGUGACAUCUAUGGGCAUCAUCGGCUGCUGAAAAUGCUGCCUCAGAACUUGCAGCCAAAAAUGCUGUCCCAGUUUACCGAGGAGAAAGUAGUGGAAUUGCACAUGCAGCUUUGUGAGUUUGAGACCGACUGCGAAUUCAGUGGCUGGUUCGAUAAACAUCUGUCUUCAUUUGCAUUCAGACAUGGACUUAUAUGUCUUAUUAGAUACCAGUCUAGGGGAGAAAUAACACAUGAAGAUGCUGCUCACAUGUGCGAUGAGACUUUUGGCAGCAUUCAGAUUGUCUGCUGCAAAAACCUGGAAACAAAGCUUUGGCUGAUGGAACAGCCACUAGACAGAACUACCGCUGAAACUGAUGUUUUUGUCAAACGAGGGCAACGAGGGUGCAUGUUUUACUUGAAACACAACGAUGACAUGGCUCCUAAGGUCAUAACUGAAGUCAAUAUGACAUUGACGAAGGAGAUUCAUGCUCUUUUAGGUGACAAAUUUGAAGCAAAUCACCUCCCAGUUCUUGGACAAUUUCUUAUGUGUGACAGUCUACAAGAUAUUCAGAAAACUCUGGCGAAGAAUGGGAUCCAUGACAGUACUGAAACUAAAAGUUGCCUUUUCAAACCACCGCCCCCUGGGACAGACAUACCGGAGGAAUGGCUUGACUCCUUAGACAUGAACAUCCUCAAUAACUUUGAAGAGGGGGAAUAUGUUGGCUACAGCACUGAUAGGUAUAUCCAUGCGGUCAUUGUUGAAGAAGUGCCUGGGAACUCUGGAAUAUAUUCGCACAGAUACAAAGUAGAUAUUGGAGAAGAUGAGCCAAUCGAAGUUAGUUGUCUUGACCUGUAUCAGUUUAAACGGGAAAAGAAUCCAAAACGUGGGAGGACUCGCAAAUCUGCUGGUACUUCUUGCAUGGAUGUGGAACCACUAGCAGGAGCUGUGCCGCAUCAUUCCGGAUCAUCAACUGGACCAUCAACACGUCCCUCAACCCCAAGAUCCUCACCAGCCUCUGUUGACGAAGCGAAACGGGAAAUUGACAAAUGUUUGGCAGAGAUAUGGACCCUUCCUGAGGAGCAGAGGCAUAAAGCCAUCAAGCGACUGUACCUCAGGUGGCACCCUGACAAAAAUCCAGACUACCAGUUCCUCUCAACUGAGGCAUUUAAAUACUUGCAAAAUCGCAUUGAGGAGCUCAGGAACGGCAAAGGCAAAACUGAGGGCUCGUCCUACCCGAGGGGAAACUCAGAUUUCAGAGACUUCUAUAGCCAAUGGAAUCAGGAGGCCAGGGAUCACAGAAAUGGCCGAGAGAGAUUCUCUAAAGGCUUCCAUUCCUACAACUUUUGGACCCAUAAUGAAAAUGUCCCAAGGCCUGACAGAGAGGAGGCCCAACGCUGGUGCAGACAGGCUCGCUGCGAUCUCAGAGCAGCUCACACGGACUCUGGAGAGGGCAGCACAGAAUGGUGUCUGUUCAAAGUCCACCAAGCAGUGGAAAAGUUGCUCAUAGCUGCCGAGUAUAAAAAACAUGGUCAACAUCCCACCAUCAGCUCUAUUUCAGCCCUUGCCGCGCAAGUUUCCAGCUACAACCACCAGCUGGCAGCUUUGCCUCAAAUUGUGCAAAAUCUGAAGAUGCUUGGAGUGGACCCUAAAAAGACUCAGUAUCCCAACUGCCAUCCGUCUCCCCACAUUCCAAACGGGCAGUUCAAAUCAGAGAACGGAAUGCAAGCGCUGAACAAAGCGUCUGAGCUUCUCAGUGUAGUGGAGGCAUAUGUGAAGUAGAGAUUCAAGAGACAUGUGGUGCGGGCAGUCUUUGUCUUAGGUUAAAAAAAUACAGUUAUCCUCAUGGUGAUAUUUACAAAUGUUACAAACAAAAAAACUUGCAUGUAUUUGUAUAACAGAAAAAAUGUAAGCAUGAUAUGACUGUUAAGAAAAUAAUAUUCUGAAAUUAAACUGCAAGUUUGUUUUCCAAUCAAUAUAAUCGCCAUAUGAUUUUUUAAAUUGUUUUUAUCAAAAUGUAAAAAUCAAAGGAUUUUGUGCACGGUUAUAAACAUCUGAUUACUCACGGAGGAUCAGACAUUGUUAUAAUUUCUAACUACGCUCUCGUAAUCAAUUGUCAAUGUGGAACUUUGUUUUGAAAAUGCACUUUAGUGAUGACUUUAGUGAUGUUAACAUUUAUGAAUACUCUCCAGGACCAAUGUAGUCACUGUACAACUUUGUUAUGUUUUAUUAGCCUUCAUAACUACUCACUAGGGACCAAUGUUAAGUAAUCAUUGUAUGGCUGUUAUGAAAGUGCAAAUAUAUAUCGUUUUUUUUUUCAAUAUUGUAAACAUUAAUGACCACUUACUGCGGAUCAGUACAACUGUAUGUUCUAUUUAGCAUUUAUAACUACUUACUGAGAAACAAUAAAUAGUAAUCACUGUAUGACUGUUCUGAAAAUGUAUCCGUUUUUUCUCUAUAUUGUUAACAGUUAUGGCUACUUGCAGAAUAUCCAUUUAAUCACUUCAGUUUUGUUUUGAAAAUGCAAAUGUAAACGAUUUCUGCACAAUUGUCCAUUCCUUUUGGUAUUAUUAUGCUUUUCCUUUUGAAAUAAAAAAUACAAGUUCAAUAAAG